Aspergillus versicolor CBS 583.65 is the source of this 4562-nucleotide messenger RNA. RefSeq lists its product as uncharacterized. Lineage: Eukaryota; Fungi; Ascomycota; Eurotiomycetes; Eurotiales; Aspergillaceae. The transcript has a single exon. Gene Ontology annotation, biological process: nucleoside metabolic process. Bases 310 to 4497 code for a protein of 1395 amino acids. The record is from RefSeq and is a predicted model, not a curated record. Gene Ontology annotation, molecular function: catalytic activity; protein binding.
UCACACUCUACUCGUCAGUGGGCCCACCACCAAACCACGAUUUUAAUAUUUCAUCUCUACAGUUAUAAAACUUCCAACGACGAAGUCUUACAUUUGCGAUUCCAGUGUCUUUUUCUGGUGAUGACUGACGACAUCACGUGUAUCGACGUGGCGCAGCAAGGCUGAUCCCAACGAGAGAACUUCACCUCGUGUCAACUUCAUAUCUUCACAUAUUCCAGCCUGGUGAGGGUAAAAAUCGUCCUUGAAGCCUUGUAUUGGUGCAGAUGACAAUGUGAAUACCCUUUCCAGGCCCUAUCGAAGCGGACUAGGAUGCGCCCUCAAUCUCGCAAUGGAUUCGAAACGGCGAUUAUCUGCGCCUUGCCGUUGGAGUUUGACGCCGUCGAGGCCUUAUUUGAUGAGACUUACGAUGAAUUUGGCGCGAACGUGUACGGCAAGCGGCAAGGCGAUCCGAACUGGUACCGGACAGGCCGGAUUGGGACUCACAAUGUUGUGUUGACCUGCCUUCCUGAAAUGGGAAAAGCCAGUGCAGCAAGCGUUGCGUCCAACUUACAGGUGAGCUUUCCAAGGGUCACUCUGGGCCUCCUGGUAGGGAUCUGCGGCGCAGUGCCAUUUCCAUCCGAACAAACCGAAAUCAUCCUGGGAGACGUUAUUGUCAGCGACAAGGUUGUGGAAUAUGACCUGGGCAAGCAGUAUCCCGAUGGAUUCAGGCGAAAUGGAGCUGUUAAAGAGAUUCUCGGUGGGCCCAAUCGCACGAUCAGGAGCUUUUUGUCCGGUCUGAAGACCCGGAGAAUGCAUGACCAGCUGCAAGAGAAUACUUGGAAAUACCAGCAGAGCUUCCGAGGCGAUCACCAUGGCAAAUGGCAGUAUCCAGGAACGUCGCAAGAUCAAUUAUUUCCCGCCGAUUAUCGCCAUAAACACUAUCACCAGCACCCUGAUGCCACCUGCCUCUGUGCGGAUUGUCAUUACAGCCGUGACGCUGUUUGCGACAAAGCGCUAGACCUCAGCUGCAGAAAGCUCGGAUGCAUGGGUUCUCUAAUACAAAGAAAUCGCCUGAGCGCAGACUCUCCUAGGCCAUGUGUUCAUUUCGGCUCUAUGGCUUCCGCUGAUACAGUCAUGAAAUCCGGUGAACACCGCGACGCACUUGCCGCGCGAGAGAAGGUAAUUGGAUUUGAAAUGGAAGGAGCUGGGAUAUGGGACAGCCUGCCCUGCAUCAUUAUAAAAGGCGUGUGCGACUACGCGGAUAGCCAUAAGAAUAAGAUAAUGCAAAACUACGCCGCGGCAACUGCUGCCUCUUGCGCCAAAGCUUUCUUGAUAUCUUGGGCCUCUAGCGUGUCCGAGCCAUUGGAACGCCUUGCUGUGGUUUAUGAAGGAGAAGGUGACGAUGCAUAUCAAGAGACGCUGUCGGAUGGCCAGAGGAAGGAGUUGCUAAACAUGCUCCGAUUUGAUCAGAUUGAUGCCCGCCAAAUGUCCCUUAAGGGCGCACAAGGCAAGACUUGCCGCUGGAUGCUCCAAUCUCGCCGGUACAAGGAGUGGCUUGACUCUGGAAAAUUGGAGAAGCACAACGGGUUUCUCUGGAUUAAGGGAAAGCCCGGAGCGGGCAAGUCAAUUAUGAUGAAGUUUCUCUUCCAGGAAGCAAAAAGGGUCAUGAAGAAUGCCGUCGUCAUAUCGUUCUUUUUCAAUGCUCGAGGCGAUGCUCUAGAAAGAUCAACCAAUGGCAUGUAUCGCUCGCUGCUUUUCAAUCUGCUGUCCAGAAUGUCUGAUCUCAUGCCGUGCCUGGAUCACUGCGGCACAAACAGCCUGAACACCAUCAGAAACAGUGGUUGGCAAUCGGAAAUGCUCAAAGAGGUAUUUAGACUGGUUGUCGGCCGCCUUCGAGACCGUCGCGUCGUUUGCUAUGUCGACGCAUUGGAUGAAUGCCCUGAGGAUGAUAUCCGUGACAUGGUAUCUCUAUUUGAGGAGCUCGGUGCCCGCGAGAAAGCAAGCGAGCUCCUAGUUUGUUUCUCCAGUCGCCACUAUCCGGAGAUCACUAUCAGAACGGGACUGCAACUGGUCCUGGAAAAAGAGCACGAGCAUGGAGACGAUAUCCGCCUCUAUAUUGAGUCUCAGCUCAAGAUUGAGAAUACGCCUCAGGCUGACGAGAUCAAAGCUGAGAUAUCGAGAAAAUCGUCCGGUAUUUUUCUCUGGGUCGCCUUGGUUGUGCCCAUCCUGAACAAGGAGCAUGAUCGAGGUCGCACCAAAGCCUUGAAACGACGGCUCGACGAGAUCCCGGCCGGAUUGCAUGACCUGUUCCUCGAUAUCCUCACAAGAGAUUCCAAAGAUAUAGAUGAGAUGGUCCUCUGCAUCCAAUUUAUCCUGUUUUCCAAGCGGCCCCUCAGUCCUCAAGAGUUGCAGGUUGCAGUUCUUACCGGCUCUGAGAACCAGCUUCAAGAUCCUCUCAUCGAAUCAGAGGUGACAGGAGAGGUUCUGAGAAAGUUUAUUCUAGACGUGUCGAAGGGAUUAGCUGAGAUCACAAAGUCCAAGGCACCAACCGUCCAGUUCAUUCACGAGUCAGUGCGAGAUUUUCUCCUUAAGGAAGGGGGAAUGAAGAAACUGGCAAACAGAGAAAGUAACAUCGAAGGAGAGAGUCAUGCCCAGUUUGCCAGGGUCUGCCUACUACAGCUCGGAGCUGACCUGAAAUCCCAUGGUGGCCGUGCUGGUUACGCGCGUGUUGCAUUUGAUGAAAAUCAGGCCCAGACAAUCUUAAGCAAGUUCCCCUUUGUAGAGUACGCCGCUAAUAACAUUAUCCACCAUGCCAACACUGCACAGCGCCUCGGAGUGUCGCAAACGUCGUUCCUUGAAAAUCUGGUUGUGGACAAAUGGAUUCCCCUCUACAACACCUUCCAAAAACAUUCCACUCAUCGCUAUAGCCGUGAAACACACCGCUUGUAUAUUCUUUCGGAGCAAGGAGCGGAGGCUCUGAUCAGGAUCCACCCCGAUAGAUCUCGUCAUCUGGAGCUGAUGGCUGGUGGCCGAUUCAGAUACCCACUGCUUGCUGCAUUAUAUUCCGGGGGCAAAGCCGCUGCGAGGGCCUUACUGGGUGUUGAUACGUCCGAGGACACCUAUUCAGAUACAGCAGAGCAGCAGUCCAUCGAAGCCCCUAGAAAAAUGAAGUUAGACGCACUGUUCAAAUCCUCACGCAGUUUCCUCUCGUACAUUUCGGAGUUUGGGGACACGGCCCUUCUGCGCAAGAUACUAGAGACGGGUGAAUACAAGCGCGCGGAAGUACACUGGCGGUCCGCCGUUAGAAUGACAACUAGUCCGGCCUCCACCCUCUCCUACGCUGCAUCAGAGGCUGUAGUGGAGCUUCUAAUGGAAUUUGGUCCAGACAUUGGGCUAUUCUAUAAUACUAGUCAACACGACGUAGUGACGAAUACCAACGCCGUGAUAGGGAAUGGGACAAGUAGCAAUUCCCGCUUCCAGCACUUAAUUGAACGCUGGCCUUCACUCCUUGGGCAGACAUUCCUGGAAUAUGCUGCCGAGAGAGGAUUUGACCGGCUCACAAGCGCCGCACUCCGACAUGCACCCCAAACUGUCGAUGAACGAAACUCGCAAGGGCAAACUCUCUUUUCCCUGGCUGCUCAAGGCCGAACGAACCACACUGGCCGGCUGGCGGUGAUGAAAAUACUUCAUGAAGCUCAGGGAGACCCAAACACUGCAGACAAUUCUGGUAAAACGGCGUUGCAUAAUGCAGUCCUGACACCAUUCAACGAUGAUAUCAUUCAGUUCUUAGCAGUGUCAUGUGAAGUCGAUAUGGAACAUAAAGAUCACACGGGACAUACAGCACUUGCUUUAGCUGUCCAAAAGUCUCGAAAGGGAUAUGCCCAGCUCCUUGUCGCUGCCGGGGCUAAUCCCACGACACGAUUGCCGGACGGUACGCCCGUGCUCACGUACUGUGUGAAAAUGGGGUAUAUGGGGAUAUUCAGCCUCUUGUACAAUGAUAGGAGAUGCGAGUAUGACGCUACUGACUCUAAUGGGCGUACAGCACUCUCGUGGUGCGCGACAGUAGGGGACGAGACGGCAGCGAAAAUGAUGUCAAUGCUUCUUAUAUCGGACACAGUGAACCCUAAUGCGCGAGAUAGUGAAGACCGCACGGCCUUGGAGCGAGCAAUACGGAGUGCUCAACCUGAAAUGGUAAUGAUGCUUUGCCUAUCCACCAAGUCUCUCGAUAUUACUACUAGAAAAGGAAUAAACGUUUUGACCCUGGUUGUUGCUCUUUGCCGCGAACAGAAUUGCCGUGAAUUCCACGAGAUGGCCAGGCUGCUGCUUGGGUAUGGACACAUCUCGGACGACUGGAGAAAAGGGGUCCAGGACUUAUUGAGAGAUUGUGAAGCGUAUGGGCUCGAGGAGAUGUCCCGCAUGAUACGGGCAUUCCUAGAGGGAGGGGAUUUGGGUCCACGACUGGUAGAAUAUUCUUCAGUUGUGAAAGGCUUCAAGGUUUUAAGUACUCUAAGCGAAUAAAAACAAGAUAGUUAAGGAGAAACUAAAUGAAAUACCUGAUACCGGCGUGGGAUUGCACUUCCCGG